CAUUCAGACAAAGUGAGAACAACAUCAGCGAAAUAAACGCAAUGAAAUUAUUUUUAAAUUUAAGUGUAACACUAAUAUUGUGUCAUUUGGCAAAUGCUUUGGGGCCAUAUACGGCGUGUUUCUAUGAUGCUAACGGUGUGGGAAGGGAAGGUUUAGCCAAAUUCUCUCUUAAUGAUUUAGAAACAGCUUUAAAUUUUUGCACUCAUUUGGUGUAUGGUUAUGUGGGUCUUAAUCCAGAAACUUUCCGUUUGGCUUCUCUAAAUAAUGACAGAGAUGUUAAAGGCAGACACUUCCUUAAGGUUACCGAUUUGAAAGAAAAGUACCCUUAUGUUAAAUUUUUAUUAAGUGUAGGCGGUGACAAAGAUCUGGGCGGUUCUGAAAAAUACAUAAAAUUGUUGGAGGCUGAUCAAGAAAAGCAACAAAAUUUCAUUGAUUCUGCCAAAUAUUUGGUGCGUAGUUUAAAUUUUGAUGGUUUGGAUUUGGCCUUCCAAUUGCCACAAAACAAACCACGCAAGGUUCACUCUUCUUUGGGCAUGGCUUGGAAAUCUACCAAGAAAUUAUUUACCGGUGACUUUGUAGUCGAUAAGCAGGCCGAUGAACAUAAGCAGCAAUUAACUGAAUUGGUGAAAAAGCUUAAAACUUCUUUUGCUGAAAAUGAUUUGUUAUUGAGUUUAACCGUUUUGCCAAAUGUCAAUUCAUCAUGGUAUUUUAAUGUUCCCGCCUUAAUUAAUCAAGUGGACUUCGUUAAUUUGGCAGCCUUCGAUUUUACCACUCCCGAGCGUAAUCCUCAUGAGGCAGACUAUACGGCACCUUUGUAUGCUCCCCCUUUAGAGGGCAACCGUUUGCCUCAUUACAAUGUUGAUUAUCAAAUUGAGCAUUGGACUUCUCAACGUUUCCCGAAGACUAAAAUCAAUGUGGGCAUCGCUACUUAUGGUCGUGCUUGGAAAAUGACUUUAGAGUCAAAAUCUGAGGGUUAUCCAAUCAUACCCUCAACGGAUGGUGCUGCUGAGCCCGGUCCCCAAACUAAAGUUUCCGGCCUUUUAAGUUGGCCAGAGAUUUGUUUAAAAUUACAACCGAAAGCUCAGUUUGCUUUGCGCCGUUUUGCUGAUCCCACUAAAAGACAUGGUACUUAUGCCUUCCGUGCUGCCGAUGAGAAUGGCGAACAUGGUACUUGGGUUAGUUAUGAUGAUCCUGAGAUGGCAGCUACUAAAGCCGCUUAUGUUAUGUCUAAGGGUUUGGGCGGUGUGGCUUUAUUUGAUUUAACUUUGGAUGAUUUUCGUGGUCAGUGUACUGGUGAUCAGUUUCCUAUUUUAAGGGCUAUUAAGUAUAAGUUGUAAAAGUAAAAACAUUAAUUUUAAACUGAAUAAUAAAGUUUAAAUUAAUAUGCAAUUUUA
Messenger RNA from Lucilia cuprina (Australian sheep blowfly), 1394 nucleotides. RefSeq names its product chitinase-like protein Idgf3. The record is from RefSeq and is a predicted model, not a curated record. The transcript has 3 exons. Lineage: Eukaryota; Metazoa; Arthropoda; Insecta; Diptera; Calliphoridae. Gene Ontology annotation, cellular component: extracellular region. Gene Ontology annotation, biological process: chitin catabolic process; carbohydrate metabolic process. Gene Ontology annotation, molecular function: chitin binding. The coding region runs from base 42 to 1337 and encodes 431 amino acids.